Molecule: messenger RNA, 1365 nt
Organism: Bacidia gigantensis
Lineage: Eukaryota; Fungi; Ascomycota; Lecanoromycetes; Lecanorales; Ramalinaceae
Exons: 2
Coding region: 1-1365 (454 amino acids)
Biological process (GO): protein N-linked glycosylation
Cellular component (GO): endoplasmic reticulum membrane
Molecular function (GO): alpha-1,6-mannosyltransferase activity
Source: RefSeq, a predicted model, not a curated record
AUGGCAUUACGAAAAGCUUUGGUAGAAAUGCCGCCAAUUGCUACGCUCGCAGCGCGUAGUCUGCUACCCCAAGCCGGACGUAGUCCCUCCUCCCGAACCAGUCGAGACCAACAACGGAAAGCCCUCACCCUUCUCACAGCAACAACUAUAGUAUUCCGCUCCGAACUCGCCAUCCUCCUCUUCGCUCAGACAGUCUACCUACACCUUCACCCGCACAUUGAUCUCCCGAAUCCCUCCAUCAUCGGCGCGGGCAUCCUUGGCGCCCUCCUCUCCCUCCCACUUACUCUGACUCUCGACACAUUCUUCUGGCGCUCCACUCAUCCUCUCUGGCCCGAACUUACCGCCUUCGCCUACAACGUUCUUUCCAAAAAGUCCAGUGACUGGGGCACCUCACCCUACCAUUUCUACUUCACCUCCUCUCUCCCACGGCUGAUUUUCAACCCUCUCCACCUACUUCUUCUCCCAUUCACAUUCAGCAUUCCCAUCCUGCGGCGUCCUGCCCUUGACAUACUCGUCCCGAACAUUCUCUAUAUCAUAAUCUACAGCUUUCAGCCGCACAAGGAGUGGCGCUUCAUUGUGUACACUGUCCCUCCUUUUUUGGCAGUCGCAAGUGCCGGAGCCUCCUGGAUCUGGACGCGCCGCUCGAAGAAUGCCGUCUAUCGCUUACUGGCUUUAGCCCUGGUUGCAAGUACACUCGCAAGCUUUGCGGCAAGCGUGGGAUUAUGUGCAAUUUCGAGAAUGAAUUACCCGGGCGGCGUGGCGUUGGAGAGGUUGCAUACCCUGAUGGAUGAGACGGAGGAGGUGGUGGGUGUGAGAAGAGUGCAUCUGGGGACGCUGGCUUGUAUGACGGGGAUCACGAGGUUUUCGGAACGAAGACCACCGUCUUUAGGGGGGUUUGAAAGUGCCAAGGAAGGAAGAGGCAAGGUGACAUGGGUGUAUGAUAAGGAAGAGGAUGAGGGGAGAUUGUUAGAUGCGAUGUUCUGGGAGGAAGUCGAUUUUGCGAUUGCAGAGCGGCCAGAUAGAAUACUUGGGCAGUGGGAGACUUUGAACGUGGUGGAUGGAAUUGCUGGAUUCAGGGUGUCGACACCAGAUGAUGAUGAUUGGAAGACCUCUGAUAAAAUAAUCGAUAGAAGAGACGUGAUCGAUGUCAUCGUGAAGAGCUGGUCGAUCAAGCAUUGGGUUGAUUUCUAUGAGAUCUGGGAGAGGUUAUUGAGAAGCCGGAUUACUGGCGGCUGGUGGAUACGAAUGAAGCUGGAGCCGAGAUUAUACAUUCUGCAGAGGCUGAAGCCGUUCAAAAAAGAAGAGCAUAUUUCAAGAGGGAUAGUCAAGCCUGAUGAAAAUGGAAUAGAAGACGACAGGCCUUGA